AGAGGGUGAUCCUAAACCUUUUCCUGGUACUCGACGAAAAAUAUCCCAUUUUGUGACAAAUAGAAGACUACAACUCACAGUCCACAGACACAGACGUCAGAGCACAGCAACUCCCAAUAUUUCUCAUCUUCGAUUUUCUUCUUUUUUUACCAAAAAAUAUCUGAUCAUCUACAAAAACAGAGAACAUUCAGCAACUAGCAGACUAAAAUGAAUACCUACCCACCUCCUCAAGCUUACCCUCCUCCAGAUCAAGGUGGAUACCCGCCACCUGGAGGGUACCCUCAACAAGGGUACCCUCCUCAGCAAGGGUACCCUCCUCAACAAUAUGCCCCUCAGUAUGCUGCGCCUCCGCCACCUCAACAAGAGCAGAAGAAGGACGGUGGUUGCUUGCAAGGAUGUUUGGCUGCUCUUUGCUGUUGCUGCGUUUUGGAAGCCUGCUGUGAUAUCUUCUGAUUAUUAUAUAAAUUUUGGACCUUCCCGUGAAAAUGUUUAUUAUCAUUGUUGUCUCUUCUUUUCUUAAUUAUGUUUGUGUGUGGAUCCUCAGCUUCGUUCUCUAUUUGUGUUUUUACUAAACAACAGUACAAGUAUCCACAGUGGUGUGUGUUUUGCGAUUCGCAACUUCAAUCACAUACUCUUUCCAGAAGUAA
Molecule: messenger RNA, 647 nt
Organism: Beta vulgaris subsp. vulgaris (sugar beet)
Lineage: Eukaryota; Viridiplantae; Streptophyta; Magnoliopsida; Caryophyllales; Amaranthaceae
Product: cysteine-rich and transmembrane domain-containing protein B
Exons: 3
Coding region: 208-453 (81 amino acids)
Cellular component (GO): plasma membrane
Source: RefSeq, a predicted model, not a curated record